This is a messenger RNA of Spirometra erinaceieuropaei, 7609 nucleotides long. NCBI's taxonomy places the organism in Eukaryota, Metazoa, Platyhelminthes, Cestoda, Diphyllobothriidea, Diphyllobothriidae. The record is from the annotation of a GenBank genome assembly.
AUGGUCAAGAAUCUUCAUCAUCUGCCUUACGAAAUCAGGCUGACCGAACUAAAUCUGUUUCCCCUCAAUUACAGGCGACUGCGCGGUGAUCUCAUUCAAACCUACAGGAUCGUCAGAGGCCGUGAGUGUGCCAUAGACUUUGAUGAAUUCUUCGAAUUGGCUGAGACUGACCGUCUGCGUGGUCAUCACUUCAAACUGCAGAGGGAGCUGGCUCAUUCGGACGUCCGACGGAACGCCUUCUCUCACAGGUUGAUUGGGGCGUGGAACAGACUCCCCGAUGCGGUGGUUCUUUUCGAAACUGUCCGAUCCCUUAAGUGUACACUAGAUGCUCCUUUGUUGAGAAACUACUGUACAUAUGAUCACGAUUGUUUUAGCGUCGGCAGUUUGCGCCUGGCUUGCAUUUACCGCUAACUUUUGAAUUUCCGCAUUUGCUGAUGUAAGUGGUGAUAUUAUUUCUGUUUAUCGAUAUGAAUAGGGAGCUCAAGGGCAAAAGCCUCAUUCCAUUAAUAAUCUUACUUAAACUGUCUUAAUGUGGUGGACACCAAACUUAACGUCCCGGCCAGGCGUCAGUUAGCAUUUACGCUGAAAUUUGAUAUACUGACGAUUUUGUUGAACCCAUAAUCUAUUCAGUAUUUGUGGUUAGUUGACAUCAAGAACCGUUACCCUAUGCGGUUCAAAUUUGUGCGAACUGACUAGGACAGAAUAAAAUAGGUUUAUUUUUGCUCCCUUGGGCACUGUCAGUUUCCUUUGGUCUCAGCAAAAUAGCUAAAACUUACUCAUUCAUUUUGAUUGCACUCUGACUUAACCUGUUAAGGGUGUUUGUUUAACCAAUAAGGCGCGAAUAAGGAACCUAAGAUUCUAAGCAAAAUAUUCGGAAAAGUUUUAAAAAGAACCAUAAAUACAAUAUAAAAAUUGAAGUGAGAAUUUUGGUAGAUUUCAGGGACAUGUUCAGUAUGUUUUUCAUGAAAAUUGAAGUGCGUAGAUAUCGGCCUGACCUUAAAAGUAUUUUCCAGUUGGGUAAAUUUGGGUGUUUUCUAGUUUAUGGUUGUAAUAUAAAGGACGAAUAUUUUUAGUUGGGUUUGUUUUAAUUUUUUUUGUUAACGUUCUCGUGAGCGAUAUUCCGCUUCCUUUGAAGCCACGGUGACGGAUCAACAAGCGGACGCGCAGAUGGCGGCGACACGCAUACCGACACCUGGACAAGAAGGAGGAUAAAUCGGAAGAAGCUCGGACAUCUUCUAAUUUUACCUACCCUAUUGUCGUUCCCCCACUUAUCACUUGACCCCAACCCACGAUUCGUCCUGUUCCGAACUCUCGAUUUAAUAAACGUUGGGUUAUCGACAGUUCAAAUCUGAUAUUGUCUGUUGGAAUCCGUGUGGUCAGAUUUACAAACACUGCGUGCAAGGCAGAACCGUGAUGGAUAUAUUUACUAUGACCCCUUCAGACGAACAAACCCAACCGCUCUCCGAAGGCCCCAUUACAGACGAAUUCAAACCUUCAGGUAACUCGGAUAUUACAAUGGUGUCAGCGCGCAUGACAGACCCGUCAAGCCUAAGAAGAACACCAGCACCCUACUACCACGCCAUCCCAUCCUCAUUUCAUAUUUUUGAUGGAGAAGUAGACUUCGGGGAUUGGUUAAAUUUGCUUGAUUUCUAUUUAGAGGAAGUACCUGAGGACGAAAAAAAGCCGCGCCUUAUUGAAACCUCUGGCCAGCAUGCAAAUCAGCCAAGCACUUAAUUCUGGAGUAUUAGGACGUACUCCAUAUAAAAAAACUUAGUUGUCAGCUACGCCGGCUAUUUUCCCCAAGACCGUCCGUAGGACAGUCGACCGCAGUCAGCAGCCACACGAGUCCCCGCGCCAGUUCGCGGAUGAUAUGUUGAGAUUAUGUAAAGAGGCCUAUCGCUCUUUGAACGCUGCGGACGCCGAAGAAGUCACCCUUCAGCAUUUUAUAAAAGGGUUGUAUUCUCGUGCUCUAGCAGAUUCACUUCGAUUACAACCUCCUGCAUUUUAGAAGAUGCUAUCGACCGAGCAGACCGAUUCAUCGAAGUUGAAUGAUCCAAGGUUUCCCCUGCGCAAAAUUGGCGGCGGGCACCUGAACGCCUCCAAAUGACAAAUGCAUCUACUUCUACACCACAGCGUUUUGGGUAUAAUUUCAUUAAUGGCGCUAGAUUUCGUCCACCACAUCACAAGUAUCAACCACGCAGUACUCAAACAAGGGAAUAUCAACGACCACAAUGCCAGUGUGGAGUGCGGCCGUGGCAACCGGAGGAUAGAUACUCUUACCAACAACCUGGUAGUGUCUAUAUCCCUAUUUGUUCAGUGCCUUUUGACGACCCAUCAUUCUUUAUUGACAUUAUUGUUGAAAAGAAAUCGGUUAGCGCCCUCAUAGAUAUCGACCCUACGCUUGCCCUUGCUCAUCCGCGUAUCCUAACACAUACUCUGCUCGAAAGUAUACAAAAAUAUCGGUCUCUCCGUACGUUAGUCGCAACUAGUGGAUCCCCUUUAGAGUGUUCGGGGAUUGCUCAUGUCAGUUUACAAUUGCAACAUUCGUGCAAGGAUCGUGACUUCUUAGUAGUCCCCGGCCUGACAUGGGACUUGUUAUUUGGUAUCAAUUUUCUUAGCAAAUACGACUGUUGUAUCAAUGUCAGAAAGCGAGCUGUUAGUUUUGGUGAAAAAAGGACUUGGCAAACGUUAACGAUUCGUUUGAUGAGGCUGUUGUUUGUGCGAGAAUUUCUGCCGUUGUGAGUCUACCACCUACAAAUAUUGACGAUAUACUUAAAGGCCAUACGGACAUGGACGCGGAGCAUAAGGAAGAUCUCCGGUUAUUGCUUUUAUUCUUUCAUGAUGUGUUCGCAUGGGAUGGAAUUCAGAUUGGUCGUACGAGCUAAAAACGGCACACUAUUGAAACAGGAAACGCUAAACAGUUGUGGUAACCUCCGAGACGGAUACCGGUCCACUUACAGGCAGAAUUUAACGAUCUUCUGGACAAGCUGUUAAAAGCUGGGAUCAUUAAACCAUCCCAUUCACCCUGGGCGUCUCCAGUCACUCAAGUACCAAAGAAGGACGAAAAAUUACGUUUUUAUGUGGAUUACGUACGACUGAAUGCCCUUACCGUUAGGGAUUCUUUCCCUUUGCCAUGGCAUGACGUUACUCUAGAUGCCUUAGCUGGUACUAAAUGGUUUUCCUUUUGGAUCUAAAAUCUGGAUAUUGGCAAGUAGAAGUUGAACCCAAGGAUCAACAUAAGACGGCUUUUAUUCUGCCACAAAGAUUAUUUGAAUUUUAGACUAUGCCAUUCGGUCUAUGCAGUGUUGCGGCCACGUUUCAAUAACUGAUGCAGGUGGUUUUAUCACACCUUUUUCCAACACAUUACUUAGUCUAUUUAGACGACGGGAUCGGGUUCGGAAGAUCUGCAGAUGAGCUUAACCGUAGACUCACGGCAGUAUUGACAGCUUAACAUGACGCUGGUCUACCUCUCAAGCCGGCAAAAUCUUCUUUUCUUCGGCAGAAGGUCACAUACCUGGGCCAUGAGGUCAGUGCAGAGGGCAUCUCUGUAUCCCCAGAAAAAAAAUCGGCAUUAUCCGCACGUUCCCCACGCCGAAGUCAGCAACCGAGGUACGAAGUUUCGUAGGCCUUGCAUCAUAUUACAGACGUUUUAUCCCGCAUUUCGCGGAGAUUGUAUGACCUCUACACCGACUGACAGAGAAAGAUAGACAGUUCGCUUGGGCAGACAAUUGCCAAACAUCUUUCGAAGAAUUGAAAAGUCGACUGAUUUCAGCCCCGGUGUUAAUGCUACCUAACACAUCUACGGAUGCACCACCCUUUGUCGUCGAUACAGACGCCAGCGGAUUUGCUAUUGGCGGAGUUCUAUCACAGACAUACGAAACAGGGAAUAAAAGCCCUACCUGCUUUGCUAGCAAGUCUCUAAAUAAAGCGCAACGAAAUUAUUGCACCUACCGGAGGGAGUUAUUUGCCCUGAUGACCUUCGUCUAGCAGUUUAAACCCUUCUUAUUGUGGAGACACUUCAUUAUUCGUUCGGACCAUAAAGCAUUACAAUGGCUGCAAAAUAUGAAAGAGGCCAAAGAACAGUUGGCUAGAUGGCAGGAAACACUACAACAAUUUGAUUAUACCUGCCAAUACCGGCCAGGAACUAAACAUAACAACGCGGACGCAUUGUCUCGAAGACCCGCAGCAACAGCGGACUCAUCUGCGUACAGGGAGGAUGUUAGCGUAAAUGCUAUCACGGUUAGUGAACUGACACGUCACUAGUGGGCGGUUGCGCAAAGUACAGAUACGGACACGGCUAUCGUGUACGACCGCCAGCUCCACGGUAGACACCGCCCCACUGACACCGAGCUUUGCGGCUCUUCCGACAUUGCUCGAAUCUUGAGGAACCACUGGCAACACCUGCAUCUAGAAAACGACCUCCUUUUCUUCAAAGACGAUGCGAACAGUCAACUACGGCUUGUCGUUCCUGGGAGCCUGGUCAUUUCAGUCCGAGAAGACAUCCACAGAGAACUAGGCCACGUCGGGCAUACGAAAACGGGGGCCGCAAUAAGACAACCUUCCUGGUGGCCGCACCUGCGGGAACAGGUGACUACGUUCUGCAACACAUGACCAAAUUGUGCAUCUUUUAAGGGCUCGAUCCCCAGACGGAGGACACCACUACAACCUAUGACCACAGGAUUCCCGUUCGAACGCGUAGGCAUAGAUGUGAUUAGACCACUGCCUUUCACAACCGCUGGUAACUUUUACAUACUGGUGAUGGUGGACUAUUUUGCAAAAUGGGCGGAGGCCGUCCCAUUACGUCGGCAAGAUGCCGCGUCGGUUACUAACGCCCUGCUGAGCGAGUGGAUCUGCCUGUUCGGAGCCCCACUUCCCCUACACUCCGAUUGUGGAGCUAAUUUUGAAAGUAAUCUCUUACGUGAUGUGUGCGACAUUCUACUCAUCCACAAGACACGGGCUACUACGGUCCAUCCAGAAGGCAACGGACAAGCAGAACGCACGAACCGCACCAUCAUUAACCUCCUGAAGGCAUUCGCCGAUGAACAACACCCUCAUAACUGGGAUACACGGCUGCCUUAUGCGAUGAUGGCGUAUAGAGCCACUAUCCACUCCUCUACCGGCUACGCACCAUAUCGUAUGCUGACAGGACGCCACUUUAGAUUACCAGCAGAUUCACAUUUUCACUCCUCUCACAAGAUUCGGACGAACGGGAUAAGUAUAUACUCGAUUUUCAAGAGACGUUACGAGUCACACACAACAUGGCACCUGAACACCACAAAGCUGCAUACGACAGACAGAAGGAAUAAUUUGACCGGAGAACUAGCGUGUCACCCUUUAAGCACGGUGACCUAGUCCUACGUUUUAGAUCUAUAAUUCUGGUCGGCACGACGGCAAAAUUCUUUUACCCAUGGGAAGGCCCGAACCUCAUCACGGACGUCCUCUCACCCACAACGUACAUCAUACGCGAUGCCCAUAUGCCGGACGGCCCAACGUUUACGGCAGAUUAUGACGAACUUAAGCCUUAAAGAGGACGACUUCACAUUGCGAAAGACGAUUGCCUCCCUAGCAUCCCACCCAAUCCGAUCCCAGAACCUACAGUUGAGGUCGAGAUUGGUGAUAGUCAUGAUCCAACAAACAACGGCCCUGGAGACAGGGCCGUAUCUCAAGGAGGGGGAGUUGUAAAGGACGGAUAUUUUAGUAAGGUUGGUUUUAAUUCCUUUGUUAACGUUCUCCUGAAGCCACGGUGAUGGAUCAACAAGCCGACGCGCAGAAGGCGGCGUCACGCAUACCGACACCUGGACAAGAAGGAGGAUAAAUCGGAAGAAGCUCGGACAUCUUCUAAUUUUACCUACCCUAUUGUCGUUCCCCCACUUAUCACUUGACCCCAACCCACGAUUCGUCCUGUUCUCAACCCUUGAUUUAAUAAACGUUGGGUUAUCGGCAGUUCAAAUCUGAUAUUGUCUGUUGGAAUCCGUGUGGUCAGAUUUACAAACACUGCGUGCAAGGCAGAACCGUAAUGGAUAUAUUUACUAUGACCCCUUCAGACGAACAAACACAACCGCUCUCCGAAGGCCCCAUUACAGACGAAUUCAAACCUUCAGGUAACUCGGGUAUUACAGUUAGUCUAUCUGGCCAGCUGCUAAGAAGCGAUCGCAUAUUUCUGUUGUGUUUUUUAGGAAGUUUGCCAUUGUUGUCUAGACUAAGAGCUGGAAACGAUGUAUAUAUAUAUCAGGAGAAAGAACCAUUCAAUGUUAAGUCACCAUCAAAUCUGUCCAACUAAUAUUGAAUCAUAUAUCAUGUUGUUCUGUUGAAUGCGACGUUAUAGGAGUAGUGGUCGACUCUUUACUAUGGUCUAAUGUACUUGUAUGUAUGUUUGAUAUGGCCUUAAUAUGGACUUAAGCACAACUGAUAUGCAGGGCUUUAUCAAAAGGAAAGUUUCUAUUAACUCCUUAGGGGAUACUUCAUGCCAGGUGACAUAGCUGAUGAAAACGAGAAAGGUAGGAAAGAAAGAAUAUCACUAUCUGUUCUAUGGUUACCAGUCAAGCUGUCUUUCAUAAAGUUGAUUGUUUAAAGUGCAAUGUUCUGGUAUUAUUCAAGCGGUUGGCGUUAUCGGAUGCCUUUCGGAUCAAAUUCGUAUCAGAAAGUUGACUUGAAAAUGUUCCACCUUAUUCAAAAUUAAAUGUGCAUUGUUACUUAAAAGAAAUUUCUUAGUUUUUAUUUUAACCUUGAUUAGGUUUUGACUUUUCCGGAUAGAACCUGGAGGAGCAUUCCAGAUAGUGGCAUAUCUUAUGGUGUAGAAAUUUGACCGUUGGGACUUUGCGAAUUUCGGCAAACCUACGAAGAAGUCGCGACGGGUUCUCGCCGUCAAGGAGGCCAGAUUCGCCGUUACAAGGAUACCCUGAAGUCCUCCCUGAAACGCCAGCAAAUCAAACCCACUUACUGGGAGGAGCUCGCACUCGAUCGACCGACCUGGAGGAAGACAGUGAAGACAGGCGCUGCGAUCUACGAAGCCAACCGCAUCACUGCCGCCAAAGCGAAACGCGAAGCCCGCAACUCACAACUUCGUCCAGUACUCAACGCCGCCGCAGCACCGCUUCCAACGUGUCCUCGAUGUCAACGGACAUUCCGGGCUCGAAUCGGACUUGUUGGACAUCUUCGGAUUAACUGCGCCUCUCGAACAGCACUAACCAUCGUCCCCCCGUCCGCCUCUUCCUCCUCCUCUCCGCCGCCAACUAACUCUGACAAUUCUUCUGACCCACCACUUCCAUCCUCCUCCUCCUCCUCCUCCUCCUCCUCCUCCUCCCCUGCUCCAGCGGCGGCUGCUCAGGCGACUGUCACGCGCGCAACAACCGACACCACCACCACCACCUCCCCCGACUCCAGCGAAGAGGAUCUGGACUACACCUGCCCUCACUGCGACCGCACCUUCACCUCACACAUCGGCCUGGUCGGUCACUUGCAAAUCCGUCGCACAGAGACUGGCGAACCAGUGCCUGGAGCACCAACCAAUACCCACCAUGCUCGACUCAAAUGCCCACACUGCCCUCGCACCUUCAGGCAUCGCAUGGGCCUAUUCGGCCACAUGCGCAUCCACGACGACCUGCGGUAG